UCGGUGCGCGGCGGCCGGGAAGGCUCCUCCCGCAGUCGCUCGGAACUGCGGACCCGAGAGCUUCCCGCGGAGGGCCGUCGGUGGGAGCGGAGUGGGUCGGGCGGGGCCGAGCCGGGCCGUGGGCCGUGUGGGGGCCAGGCCGGGCCGGCGGACGGCAGGAUGGGCUGCACCGUGAGCGCCGAGGACAAGGCGGCCGCCGAGCGCUCCAAGAUGAUUGACAAGAACCUGAGGGAGGACGGCGAGAAGGCGGCGCGGGAGGUGAAGUUGCUGCUGUUAGGUGCUGGGGAAUCGGGGAAGAGUACCAUCGUCAAGCAGAUGAAGAUCAUCCAUGAAGAUGGCUAUUCAGAGGAAGAGUGCCGGCAGUAUCGUGCGGUUGUCUACAGCAACACCAUUCAGUCCAUCAUGGCCAUCGUCAAGGCCAUGGGCAACCUGCAGAUUGACUUUGCCGACCCCCAGCGUGCGGAUGAUGCCAGGCAGCUGUUUGCACUGUCCUGUGCUGCUGAGGAACAAGGUAUGCUUCCUGAAGAUCUGUCUGGUGUCAUUCGGAGGCUCUGGGCUGAUCAUGGUGUGCAAGCCUGCUUUGGUCGCUCACGGGAAUACCAGCUCAAUGACUCAGCCGCUUAUUACCUGAAUGACCUGGAGCGCAUUGCACAGAGUGAUUACAUCCCUACACAGCAGGAUGUGCUUCGGACCCGUGUGAAAACCACGGGCAUUGUGGAAACACACUUCACCUUCAAGGACUUACACUUCAAGAUGUUUGAUGUGGGUGGCCAGCGAUCCGAGCGGAAGAAGUGGAUCCACUGCUUUGAGGGGGUCACAGCCAUCAUCUUCUGUGUCGCCUUGAGCGCCUAUGACCUGGUGCUGGCUGAGGAUGAGGAGAUGAACCGCAUGCAUGAGAGCAUGAAGCUGUUCGACAGCAUUUGUAACAACAAGUGGUUCACAGACACCUCCAUCAUCCUCUUCCUCAACAAGAAGGACCUGUUUGAGGAGAAGAUUACACAGAGUCCUCUGACCAUCUGCUUCCCGGAGUACACAGGGGCCAACAAGUAUGAUGAGGCAGCCAGCUAUAUCCAGAGCAAGUUCGAGGACCUGAAUAAACGCAAAGACACCAAGGAGAUAUACACGCACUUCACGUGCGCCACGGACACCAAGAACGUGCAGUUUGUGUUUGAUGCCGUCACUGAUGUCAUCAUUAAGAACAACCUGAAGGACUGUGGCCUCUUCUGAGGGGCAGCAGACCUGGCAGGAUGGGCCACCGCCGACUCUGCUCCCUACUACCCUUGAGGAAGAUGGGGACAAGAAGACCAUGCUCCCUGCCUGUCCCCCAGCUGCUUCGCCCAUCUUUUCUCUCUGUUCUCAGCUCCCCUGUCCCCUCCCUUGGCUCUAGACUUGGGGGAGGGUUUGCCACAGGCCUCCUUGGUUGAAGCCCACCCUCGGCUGAGGUGCCGGGAGUGGCCAUGGUACACCCUUCCUGGGCAUCUGUUCUGGUUUUUUCCAACUGUUGUCUGCUCUGGGGUGAGAGGGGAGCGCAUGCAGAGUUUCCCAAGGCCUGUGUCUGGA
Peromyscus californicus insignis is the source of this 1560-nucleotide messenger RNA. RefSeq names its product G protein subunit alpha i2 (gene Gnai2). The transcript has 9 exons. Lineage: Eukaryota; Metazoa; Chordata; Mammalia; Rodentia; Cricetidae. Gene Ontology annotation, cellular component: heterotrimeric G-protein complex. The record is from RefSeq and is a predicted model, not a curated record. The coding region runs from base 160 to 1227 and encodes 355 amino acids. Gene Ontology annotation, molecular function: G protein-coupled receptor binding; GTP binding; GTPase activity. Gene Ontology annotation, biological process: adenylate cyclase-modulating G protein-coupled receptor signaling pathway; gamma-aminobutyric acid signaling pathway.